AUGGUCACAAUGAGGUCUGUAGUGGCUCUUGCUGCUGCUUCAUACUGGAAGGGAGAAAAUUUAGUGAUUGUGCUUGUUUAUGUAGAUGAUUUGUUAGUUACUGGCAAUAAUCUAAAUCUGAUUGAGAAGGCUAGAAAGGACCUGCGGAGCAGGGUUAAGAUGAAAGACUUAGGGGAACUGAAGUACUUCCUUGGCAUAGAGUUUUCAAGAUCAGAGAAAGGCAUCCAUAUGUGCCAAAGGAAGUAUGCCCUUGAGUUGUUAUCUGAGACUGGCCUAUCAGGAGGAAAACCAACACUCACUCCACGGGAAUUCAAUCACAAACUUACCUCUAUAGAAUUUGAUAAGGUGUUCAACAAGGAGAACUUGUCCGAUGAUAGGCUACUUGAAGACAUAAGUGGUUAUCAAAGAAUAGUGGGAAUAUUGUUGUAUUUGACUAUGACUAGACCUGAUAUAGCCUUUGUGGUACAG
Molecule: messenger RNA, 468 nt
Organism: Nicotiana tabacum (common tobacco)
Lineage: Eukaryota; Viridiplantae; Streptophyta; Magnoliopsida; Solanales; Solanaceae
Source: RefSeq, a predicted model, not a curated record